Molecule: messenger RNA, 864 nt
Organism: Nymphaea colorata (pocket water lily)
Lineage: Eukaryota; Viridiplantae; Streptophyta; Magnoliopsida; Nymphaeales; Nymphaeaceae
Exons: 1
Coding region: 389-652 (87 amino acids)
Source: RefSeq, a predicted model, not a curated record
CGUGGGUGAAGGGGAUACGGCGGCGUCACGUAGACGGGAUGCCGGUUCUUAUCCGAAAGCUUUCAAGCAACAUGAAAACGCGUGCUCAUCUGGAUGACCCAGCUUGCAACUUCCGGGAAACGGAAAAAGGGGGCGGCGGGCGGAGAUUCUUCGGUCUUCGCUUGAAUAAGCAACGAGAUCCUGGCCCUCCAAUAAACAAAUUAACGGCUAGCAAGUCAGCUGAGAGAGAGUCAAAGUGGCAAUCGCCACUACCUCGCCUAUUUAAUGGCUGGGCCACGGCGGCUAACUCCCCAUUGCUUUCUGUCAACGUUUAUCUUGCAAAAGAAUCCAGAGCUUCUUCAUUGGCGCAAAGAAGAAGAAGAAGAAGAGAAAUAAUAUAGUUGAGAAGAUGGCAGCAGAGUGGGGAUUCUCCACCGGCGACGUGCUGCUGAGGGCGGGAUUGUUCCUGGUGGUGCAGGCGCUCGUCUACCUCAUCCUCAAGAAAUCGUCGAGCUUCUUCGAGAGGACGGUCAGCAGAUCGUCGUCCUUCAGGACGGUUCGCUCCGUGAGCAUCAGGAGGAUGGUGGCCCUGCUGUCCGACCUCCCUGCGGGUGAGCCUUCUCCCACCCGCUCCUCAUCCUCCUCCCGCUUGGCCACUCAGGCCAGCAUGUGAUUCUUCCACAACUCUCUCUCUUCCUCUUUUCUUGAUCGGAAGGGACUGCCUCAACUUGCGGCUUCGAUGAAUACUGAAUACUGCCUUCGAUUGAUUGAUUUAUUCUUUUGUUUGGUUUCCGGAAUGAUUCGUGGUUUGAGUUUGUAAUAUUUAUCUUCUUUACUUCCUUUGUAAAAAGAUUAAAUGGAGAUUGCAGUAUACAUUCUUUUCAA